Molecule: messenger RNA, 828 nt
Organism: Cadophora gregata
Lineage: Eukaryota; Fungi; Ascomycota; Leotiomycetes; Helotiales; Ploettnerulaceae
Exons: 3
Coding region: 1-828 (275 amino acids)
Source: RefSeq, a predicted model, not a curated record
AUGGGCAUUCUUAUCUCCUGUCUAAGAAUUGCAAAGAGUCAUCACAAAACUCCCCAAUCCUCUCAAUCAACGACGAAGUCGCCCGCACCAGCAGCUACCAAAGCUUCAGCUCCGACGAUUAGCAUAGGUACAGGUCUGCAAGACCACCACGAGCAACCAUUCGAUCCCACGCCACCACGCGUGCGAGAAGGGCUUGCGCACGAACAUCUAGCUACCUCGCCACCUCCAAUACCUACAGCCGCACCGGCGGCUUCAACUCCCGUGCGGGAAGGAGAGUCGAAGGGAAACCACGUUGUGACAUCGGGUCAGGGUACUGCUACCACCACUCCCGCAAAAAUGGCUACAGACGAAGACUACAUGUCAUUUCUCGACAAGGCGAAUAAGGAUCCCAAUGAAGGCGUUGCGAAGACACAAGGGAGUGGAAAUGGGAAGAUGGAAUUCAAGGCUACAGAGAAGGGUGUGAAGGUCCCAGAGGUGAUUGAGAAGGUGCUUGGGAAGGGAGAGGCGUUUUAUGUCAGUGAUGCUGAUGAGCCCUUUGUGGGUGUCGCGUUGAAGUUGGAUGGGAAGGGGUUACCUGAUGAGGCUACAUUCGCCAAAUUAAUCAACCACCCAAAGCCCAACGAAGCAGAUGUUCAGAUCCUGGAUGUGGGUGAGUGGGAUACGCAGGGACAAUAUAAGGAUGUGGUGGAUGCUACGAGAGAGGCGGUUAAGGGGAGUGACGUGAGGGUUUAUAGAGUUGCGAAGGAUGGUUCGAGGGUGGAGUAUUGGAUUGUUGGAGUUGAGGGAGGUCAGUUGGUGGGUGUUAAGGCUUUGGCUAUUGAGAGUUAG